This is a messenger RNA of Cercocebus atys (sooty mangabey), 1746 nucleotides long. RefSeq names its product transmembrane protein 175 (gene TMEM175). The record is from RefSeq and is a predicted model, not a curated record. Gene Ontology annotation, molecular function: proton channel activity; potassium ion leak channel activity. The transcript has 9 exons. The coding region runs from base 139 to 1590 and encodes 483 amino acids. NCBI's taxonomy places the organism in Eukaryota, Metazoa, Chordata, Mammalia, Primates, Cercopithecidae. Gene Ontology annotation, cellular component: endosome; lysosome.
GUGCGCGGCGUCGCCGGGCUUGUGACGAACUUCCGGUUAUCAAGCUCCCGGCCGGGCUGACUCCAGCGGAGGCGCGCGGAGCGGUCGCCGCGGCGGUUCCCGCCCAGGCUCCUGUGACUGCCAGGCAGCGUCUCCACCAUGUCCCAGCCCCAGACCCCAGAGCAGGCACUGGACACACUGGGGGACUGCCCGCCGGGCAGAAGAGAUGAGGACGCUGGGGAGGGGAUCCAGUGCUCCCAACGCAUGCUCAACUUCAGUGACGCCCUGCUGUCCAUCAUCGCCACCGUCAUGAUCCUGCCUGUGACCCACACGGAGAUCUCCCCGGAACAGCAGUUCGACAGAAGUGUACAGAGGCUUCUGGCAACACGUAUCGCAGUCUACCUGAUGACCUUUCUCAUCGUGACGGUGGCCUGGGCGGCACAUACAAGGUUGUUCCAAGUUGUUGGGAAAACAGACGACACACUUGCUCUGCUCAACCUGGCCUGCAUGAUGACCAUCACCUUCCUGCCUUACACGUUUUCCUUAAUGGUGACCUUCCCUGAUGUGCCCCUGGGCAUCUUCUUGUUCUGUGUGUGUGUGAUCACCAUCGGGGUCGUGCAGGCACUGAUUGUGGGGUACGCAUUUCACUUCCCGCACCUGCUGAGCCCGCAGAUCCAGUGCUCCGUCCACAGGGCUCGGUACCGACAACACGUCCUGGGCAUCGUCCUCCAAGGCCCAGCCCUGUGCUUUGCAGCGGCCAUCUUCUCCCUCUUCUUUGUCCCCUUGCGUUCUGAAAUUUCGCCCACUGGAAAGUCCACAUGGUUCAUCUGCACCAUGUGCCGGGUCCAGGCAGCCCUGACAGGCGCUCAGCCCACCCCGCCGGGGCCUGCGUGGGCCACGGUGAGGCCGGCACAAAUGCCUCUGUUCACUGUUCUCAGCGAAGACAACGUCCCGGACCCCAAGGAAGUGAAGGAGAGGUUCGGCGGCAGCCUCGUGGCUGCCCUGAGCGCGACCGGGCCGCGCUUCCUGGCGUACUUUGGCUCCUUCGCCACGGUGGGGCUGCUGUGGUUCGCCCACCACUCCCUCUUCCUGCACGUGCGCAAGGCCACGCGGGCCAUGGGGCUGCUGAACACGCUCUCGCUGGCCUUUGUGGGCGGCCUCCCGCUGGCCUACCAGCAGACCUCGGCCUUCGCCCGGCAGCCCCGCGACGAGCUGGAGCGUGUGCGCGUCAGCUGCGCCAUCAUCUUCCUGGCCAGCAUCUUCCAGUUUGCCAUCUGGACCACGGCGCUGCUGCACCAGGCGGAGACGCUGCAGCCCUCAGUGUGGUUUGGCGGCCGGGAGCACGCGCUCAUGUUCGCGAAGCUGGCCCUGUACCCCUGCGCCAGCCUGCUGGCCUUUGCCUCCACCUGCCUGCUGAGCAGGUUCAGCGUGGGCAUCUUCCACCUCAUGCAGAUCACCGUGCCCUGCGCCUUCCUGUUGCUGCGCCUGCUCGUGGGCCUGGCCCUGGCCAGCCUGCGGGUCCUGCGUGGCAUCGCCCGGCCUGAACACCCACCACCGGCCCCUACGCACCAGGACGACCCACAGUCCCAGCUCCUCCCUGCCCCCUGCUAGCGGCCACAGCGCGCGCUCCCUGCCAUCCCCACCAGAGAUGGACCAGGGAGGACAGGACACCGGGCAGGGGAAGCCAAGUCGUGGGCAAGCCACAGUGGUUCUUGCGUGGCCGGGUUUUAUUUUCAUUGUGAAAUACGCUCUAUUUCAGUCCUCAAA